Diceros bicornis minor is the source of this 1498-nucleotide messenger RNA. RefSeq names its product tetraspanin 4 (gene TSPAN4). Gene Ontology annotation, cellular component: membrane. NCBI's taxonomy places the organism in Eukaryota, Metazoa, Chordata, Mammalia, Perissodactyla, Rhinocerotidae. The record is from RefSeq and is a predicted model, not a curated record. The coding region runs from base 467 to 1183 and encodes 238 amino acids. The transcript is spliced from 10 exons.
GGAUCGCCCGCGAUCUGAGGGCAUCGGACUUCUGAGGACCCCGAGGGGAGCAGAGGCUAGGGAAGGUGGUCAGGGAGAGUGUGUUCGAAGAAGUACCCCUGAGCUGAACCUUGAAGAACACAGGAUUUCCCCAGGGGCGAGCCUGAGUGUGUGAGAGAGCAGGACAGAUCCGGGCAAAGGGAACCCUCGGGCAGAGACCUGGAGGCUGUACCUGCAGAGCAGCUCAAGGAGACAGGCUGACUGGACGCACAUCCUGUCCCCGACCAGAGGAGCAAGACGGGGGCCUUGAGUCACAGUGGCCUGGAGUCGGACUCGGGCUCAGCUGCAGAGGCUACCGGUGGCUGUGGAGAGCUCCAGCCUGCCUGGGCUGCGCUAACGGCUAGCCCGCCCGCUGGCCCGCCCUCAGAGGCACCGAGCACCGCCUGGCUUCUCUCCAGUGGCAAACCCAGAGCUGAAGCGCUGCAGCAUGGCGCGUGGCUGCCUCCAGGGCGUCAAGUACCUCAUGUUCGCCUUCAACCUGCUCUUCUGGCUGGGAGGCUGCGGCAUCCUGGGUGUUGGCAUCUGGCUGGCUGCCACGCAGGGUAACUUCGCCACCCUGUCUGCCUCCUUCCCGUCCUUGUCGGCUGCCAACCUGCUCAUCGUCACCGGCACCUUCGUCAUGGCCAUCGGCUUCGUGGGCUGCAUUGGGGCCAUCAAGGAGAACAAGUGCCUGCUGCUCACUUUCUUCGUGAUGCUGCUGCUGGUGUUCCUGCUGGAGGCCACCAUCGCCAUCCUCUUCUUCGCCUACACAGACCAGAUCGACAGGUACGCCCAGCGAGACCUGAAGAAGGGCCUGCACUUGUAUGGCACCCCGGGCAACGUGGGCCUCACCAACGCCUGGAGCAUCAUCCAGACCGACUUCCGCUGCUGCGGGGUCUCCAACUACACUGACUGGUUCGAGGUCUACAAUGCCACGCGCGUGCCCGACUCCUGCUGCCUGGAGUUCAGCGAGAGCUGUGGGCUGCACGCGCCCGGCACCUGGUGGAAGGCGCCAUGUUACGAGACGGUGAAGAUGUGGCUCCAGGAGAACCUGCUGGCCGUGGGCGUCUUCGGGCUAUGCACGGCGCUGGUGCAGAUCUUGGGCCUGACCUUCGCUAUGACCAUGUACUGCCAGGUGGUGAAGGCCGACACCUACUGCGCAUAGGCUGCCUGCUGCCCGCCACCCCCGCUUCGCUGCCAAAGGACAUCGCCCACCAGGGAGACGACCACAUCCCCACCCACCUCUCCCACUGCAGAACUCCAUGCCAGUCUGGGCAUGGGGGAGGGAAGGAGCAGGCAGCUGAAGCCCCCAGAAGCCCUGGCCAGGCCUGUGAGCACCGUGCUGGAGGCAGUGGCCUAGUACUGGCCACGUGCCCGGGGCUGGGGGCGGGAGGGGCUUCUGGCGCUUUUUACAUCCAUGUAUUCUCCAGAGCAGUGUUUUUCCCCCACACCCCUGUCCAGGGCAGGGGGAUGGGGCCAC